Molecule: messenger RNA, 519 nt
Organism: Hippocampus zosterae (dwarf seahorse)
Lineage: Eukaryota; Metazoa; Chordata; Actinopteri; Syngnathiformes; Syngnathidae
Gene: gngt1
Product: guanine nucleotide binding protein (G protein), gamma transducing activity polypeptide 1
Exons: 3
Coding region: 129-350 (73 amino acids)
Biological process (GO): G protein-coupled receptor signaling pathway
Cellular component (GO): heterotrimeric G-protein complex
Molecular function (GO): G-protein beta-subunit binding
Source: RefSeq, a predicted model, not a curated record
CUUGUUGAAAUCAGAUUAGGAGAUUAGGAUCAUUUAUGCAGAUUACUUUAUAAACCCGAUUUAGUAGAGGAGAAGGAUUCUUCUGCAGGACCGUCGCAGCGAACGACUGCUGCCUGCAAGCAAUCAUAAUGCCAGUCAUAAAUGUCGAGGACUUGACAGACAAGGACAAGGCUCUGAUGGAAGUCAACCAACUUAAAAUUGAAGUGAAACUUCAGAGGUGGUUGACAUCGAAAUGCUGCGAGGAGAUCAAGGAUUACAUCCAGGCCGGAGUGGAUGAGGACACUCUUGUCAAAGGCAUUUCAGAGGACAAGAACCCCUUCAAGGAGAAAGGUGGCUGUGUCCUUUGUUAGACUGAACAUAAAGUGUUCUUCAUAACUCCGAUUAGCCACCAAGGGCAUUUUUCAUGCCCUCCCAAGACAGAUUUGCAGACUGAGAAGACUACAAGGGUAUAACGAAUAGAAGAAUUGAUGCAGCUUUUUUUUUUUUUUAAUAAAUUGCAUUCCCCGGCUUCUAGUCAAA